UAAAUUCCCCGUCUCCAGUGUCCAGUCUCCAUCUUCUUCCUCUUCACCGAUUCCUCCCCGAAUUCGUCCCUUCACACUCUCAGACCUCUUCUCUCCUCAUAAUUUUUCGCGCCUCACCGCCGGCGACGGGGCCCAGGGCCUUCCCUCGUCGUCAGGCGUAACGCCCCGCCAUCUUCCCCUUCCGCGCUCUCUGUUGGUGCUACUGGGCUCGCGCGCGCGGAGAUCCGUCCGGGGUUGGAAUCGCUUCUUCUCCUGCUGAAGAUGAGCGAUGUACUCACCAAAACCAGAAGCUAGUUUUGGCUCAGCUCUUACAAACUCAGUUGCGCACCAGCAGCAGAUGGAAUUAGGUGGAAACAACAUGUCUCCUAAUAAUGGAGCAAAUAACAAUGCCAACUUGUCUGCGAGGCAACGCUUACGGUGGACAAAUGAACUGCAUGAAAGAUUUGUUGAGGCUGUUACUCAGCUUGGUGGUCCUGACAGAGCAACUCCUAAAGGAGUUCUAAGAAUUAUGGGUGUACCAGGAUUGACAAUAUACCAUGUGAAAAGCCAUUUGCAGAAAUACAGGCUGGCAAAGUAUAUUCCCGACUCCUCAACUGAUGGUAACAAGGCUGAUAACAAAGACCCAGGGGAUUUGCUCGCAGGACUUGAGGGAUCCUCUGGAUUGCAGAUUUCCGAAGCCCUCAAGCUACAGAUGGAGGUCCAAAAGAGGCUGCAUGAACAGUUAGAAGUACAAAGGCAGCUGCAGUUGCGAAUUGAGGCUCAGGGCAAGUACCUCCAGAAGAUAAUUGAGGAGCAGCAGCGUCUCGCUGGUGUAAAACCUGAAACACCUGUUGCAAGUGCUUCUGUCACAGUAUCUGGUGACCAAUUCCCCGACUCCGAGAGGACUGACCCCUCGACUCCUGCACCUACAUCCGAGUCCCCAACUCAAGGUGUCCCUUCCAACAGGGACCAUGGAAGCCGAACUGAAGCAACCAAGAGCCCUUGCCAUGAUUCUAUCUGCCACCGUGAACCGCUAACCCCUGAUUCCAACUAUCAGACUGGUUCACCUGCCACUAGUCCAAAGCACGAGAGGGCAACAAAGAGGCAGCGAGGCAAUGGUUCUGAAUUAGUAGAGGCUGAGGUUUCCCUUCCACGCCACAUCUUCGAGUCGAGCUCAGGCUCAGAGUUCCAACAAUAUUUUAUGUCUUACUCAGACCAUUAGUCCCCGGUGAUUGCAUUAUUACCAGUUUGUUCAAGAGGCUGUGUGAUCGGAUCCACAUGGUAACUCUUGGUAGAAUGUUGUUGUCUUAAGAGAUAGUAUUGUUGGUAGACAAAGUUGUAGGUGUUCGGGUGAUUGUUUACAUGAUAUACAUGGCAGCUAUUUAAGUUCCUAGGUUUGUAAGUUGUAACGUGUACGCUUGUUGGUAGUUCAGUUGAGAACUUGCGAUGUAUUAGUCUGGGCUAUGUUACCCAGCAUGAUGUAAACUUCUGUUCUCCA
Messenger RNA from Phragmites australis (common reed), 1477 nucleotides. RefSeq names its product myb family transcription factor PHL7-like. The record is from RefSeq and is a predicted model, not a curated record. NCBI's taxonomy places the organism in Eukaryota, Viridiplantae, Streptophyta, Magnoliopsida, Poales, Poaceae. The coding region runs from base 269 to 1201 and encodes 310 amino acids. Gene Ontology annotation, molecular function: DNA-binding transcription factor activity; DNA binding. The transcript has 7 exons.